CAACAUAGAGAUAAGAUAAGAGAGUAACCUAUUUUCAUUGUUAUGAAGAAAAAAGAAGUUAUUUUUUUUCUUUGAUCAAAUGGAUAUCGUGGUUCCAUACAGGAAAAGCCUUCUUAGUUAUCUCACUCCUACUUCCGAGCGGUAAAUACAACAGGGAAACUUCGAAUGUGUAAAGCACUAAAGUUGUGUCCUUUACUCACACCCAUUUCCAUUUGUAUGCCAACCAGAUGUUUGAUAUAGUUCCUGAACGAAGUAUAUAUGCUGAAUAUCUUAGUCCAUGAUUCUAAUAGCUUCAAUGCACCCAAUAUCACUUAUAAAUUGUCAUUUCUCUGCUAAACGUGGGAUUCUUGAAGCUAAUCAUUCCUGCCCAGCUUUUCGAUGCCAGUUGCAUACUAUUCCUUCAAGUAACAGAGUAGUAAUAUCGAGAUCACAAUUGUCAUUGCCAAAUACCAAGAGAAAUAAUGGGGUUGUUUGUAACAAGAUGCUUGAAACUAGUGUUAGUUAUGAAGCUUCCAACAAAGCUCAAGUGCAAAAACUGGUCGACCUGCUCCAUGUAUGCGCUGAAGAAGAGUUAUUAGAUGAAACCAAAACUAUUCAUGGUUAUAUUCUGAAGUCUAAUUUUUCAGAUAAUAACUUGUUGCUGUUGCUUAAUCAUGUAUCACACGCAUAUUCGAAAUGCUCAGAUUUUAGCUCUUGUCAGGUAUUAUUUGAUAAAAUGUUGCAGAAGAAUGUCUUUUCUUGGACUGUCAUGAUUGUGGGAUCAAUAGAAAAUGGAUUUUUCUACAACGGGUUCAAAUACUUCCGAGAGAUGCUAGAUUAUGGAAUGCUGCCAGAUGGAUUUGCUUACUCGGCUGCACUGCGGUUGUGUGUUGCUUUAGUAAGCCUUGAAUUAGGUAAAAUGGUACAUGCUCAGAUUGUUGUGAGAGGCUUUUCUUCAAAUGUCAUUAUUAAUACAUCACUUCUUAACAUGUAUGCCAAGCUGGGGAAUGUUGAGGAUUCAUCUCUUGUUUUCAACAGUAUGAGUGAAAGGAAUGCGGUCUCUUGGAAUGCAAUAAUAUCAGGACUUACUGCUAAUGGUCUUCAUUUGGAAGCGUUUAAUCGUUUCAUUGAAAUGAAAAAUAAAGGAUUUUCCCAAGAUGUUUACACUUUAGUUGGUGUAAUGAAGGCAGUCAGGAGUUUAGGUGAUAUUGGCAAGGGUAAGGUAAUCCAUAGCUGUGUCUCUGAGUUGGAUAUGGAUUCUAAUGUUGUGGUAGGCACUGCACUGAUUGAUAUGUAUGCUGAAUGCGGUGCUUUAUGUGAGGCAAAGACUGUUUUUGAUUCUAAUUUCAGCAAUUGUGGAGUAAAUAUGCCAUGGAACGCAAUGAUUUCUGGUUAUACACGGUGUAGAUGUGGCCAAGAAGCUUUACAGCUAUAUGUUAAUAUGUGUAAAAAGAAUGUUAGGUCUGAUAUUUACACUUACUGUAGUCUGUUCGACGCGAUUGCUGAAUCAAAAUAUUCCAAGUUUUUAAUGGAGGUUCAUGCGGCGGUUCUUAAAUCUGAAUAUGAUAAUAUAUCCCUUAGUGUGCAGAAUGCAAUUGCAGAUGCUUAUGCUAAAUGUGGGUCUCUUGAGGGUGUAAGGAAGAUCUUUGACAGAAUGGAACAAAGAGACAUAGUGUCUUGGACCACUCUUGUGACUGCAUAUUCGCAAGGUUCCCAAUGGGAGGCAGCUAUAGCCGUUUUUUCUCAAAUGAGGGAAGAAGGCUUUGCAGUCAAUCAGUAUACUUUGGCUAGCACCCUUGUUGCAUGCGCUAGCCUAUGCUAUCUUGAGUACGGUCGGCAACUUCAUGGGCUCCAAUACAAAACUGGGUUACAGAAUGAAAGUUACAUAGAAAGUGCACUGGUAGAUAUGUAUGGCAAGUGUGGGAGCAUAACUGAGGCAGAAAAGGUAUUUGGUUGUAUUUCCAAUGCUGAUGCUGUUUCUUGGACUGCCAUGAUAUCUGGGUAUGCCCAACAUGGUUCUGUAUUUUGUGCACUUGAACUAUUCAAGAAAAUGGAGCAAUUGGGCAUUAAACCCACUGCAGUUACAUUAUUGAGCAUUUUGUUUGCUUGUAGCCAUGGUGGAUUGGUUAAAGAAGGUCUUCACUUUUUUUGGUCAAUGGGUAAAAGGUAUAAUUUGGUACCAGAGAUGCAGCAUUAUGCUUGUGUGGUUGACCUCCUUGGCCGUGUGGGUCUUCUAAUUGAAGCGUUCGAAUUUAUCAGAAAAAUGCCUGUUGAACCGGAUGAAAUGGUUUGGCAAUCACUGUUAAGUGCAUGUAGGAUUCAUAGAGAUUCUGAGCUAGGAGAAAUAGCUGCCAAGAAAAUCCUUUCUGUUUGCCCUCAAUAUUCAGCUGCAUAUGUUCUUUUAUCCAAUACAUAUAUGGAAACUGGGAAUUUUAGAGAGGGAAUUGACCUGAGAAAUGUGAUGAAAAAGCAAGGGGUUAAAAAGGAGCCGGGCUUUAGUUGGAUUACGAUUAAUGGUAAAGCCCAUAAAUUUUAUGCAAGCGAUCAGGAACACCCAGAGAAAAAAAGCAUUUAUCUUAUGCUGGAAGAAUUAAGGGUGGAUAUGAAGGCUUUGGGUUAUAAACCAGAUUUCAGAUCUGUUUUAACAUCCGGAGAUUGAAAUAGCACUUUGUAGCAACUAGUUAGGGGAGUAAACAUAUGAAAGUAUUGGGAAAUGAUUUAGGAGAAAGAGUCAUUAUGAUGCAAGCUUUGUACUUGAGGAACGUCUCAUAUGAAAAGCGAUCAUUUUGGUGCUAGUAGUACUUGAAUUGCUUCUGUUGUGAAGGUUGUCCGAUGGGGUAGAUCCGUAUAUGCUAACAUCCAGAAAUUCAUCCAGUUUCAGCUAACUGUUAACAUUGGUGCUCUUAUAAUUAACGUUGUUGCUGCAGUUUCUGCUGGUGAUAUCCCAUUGAAUGCUGUUCAGCUACUUUGGGUAAAUCUUAUUAUGGACACCUUGGGCGCGCUUGCACUGGCCACAGAACCACCAACUGAUCAUCUAAUGCGCCGAGCUCCUGUUGGUCGAAGGGAACCUCUCGUCACCAAUAUCAUGUGGAGAAACCUAAUAAUACAGGCUCUGUAUCAAGUUACAGUUCUCCUAAUCCUCAAUUUCCGAGGUGAACAAAUUCUGCAUUUAGAGCAUGAGACGAGGGAGCGUGCUGUUAAAGUGAAGAAUACCUUGAUUCUCAAUGCUUUUGUCCUAUGUCAGAUUUUCAAUGAAUUCAUGCUCGGAAGCCAGAUGAGAUAAAUGUAUUCAGAGGAGUCCACAAAAACCGUCUAUUCAUUUCAAUCGCCGGCCUCACAUUGGUGCUUCAGGUUAUCAUAAUAUUCUUUCUUGGAAAAUUCGUUUCAACUGUGAGACUGAGUUGGCAAUUGUGCCUUGUUUCAAUAGCCAUUGGAUUUAUAAGCUGGCCCCUUGCUGCUCUUGGGAAGUUGAUACCUGUCCCUGAGAAGCCAUUUGGGGAGUACUUCUCCAAGAAAUUACCGAAACGAAGAAAUCAACAAGAGUGUUCAUAGAUACAUACACAAAAUUAACUAACAAAAGUGUGUCUGUUUUGUAAGGGUGGCAUUUCUUUUGCUGCUGUACAGAAAUUUGCCGCUAAUAUUUUACUAGUUCUUGGGUCAUUUUGUGAAUGUGGUAGAACAGUAUAAAUAUAUUUCUUGAAUGCCUCUUUAAAUUCGGAUGUAGUCGUCUCUGCAGCCUAUUCGAAUUUUCCUGUCACUCCACUUUAUGUUCUCUGAGGUAAAAAAAAAAGCCUUUUCUACUGUUUAUUACAUGAAUGUAUCAUUUAUACGGGAAAAAAAAUUGCCAGAUUCUAAAGCUACUCUUUUAGUGGAGACUUUUUGUUAUGUUUUGAAUCGUAGCACAGAGGUUAGCUAUUCUGCACAAAAUGAACUAUUUGCCUAGGACUCGGGGAUAAAUAUACAUGGCAGACACUGAACUUGUCUUUAUGUUGAAUCGUAGCACCGUUGUGGGCCUUAGUUUUGCUUUUUAUCUGCUGUAUCCUAACAACUAGUUACAAAUUCUGUCUCACAUAUUAAAAUUUAAGUUCCAUGGCAUUAUGAAAGAUGCAACUUCAAGAGUUUCCCCAAAGGAAGAGGUGCCAAAAGCAGGGAAAGAGGGGCCUUCUACCAUUUUUCUCCUUGUAAAUACUGAAUUCACCGGGACAUGCCCAUUGAAGCGCAGUUGAGUGACUGGUUGAUGGCAGGUCCUAAUAUUCAAAUCCAAUCCGUACCUGCGUUCAUUUUAUUGACUGCAGUUCCAAGCUUGUUGUGGAAUUAUUGCUGAGUUGGAGUAUUUUCAUGGAUGAUAAACAUGAAACUUCUUGCUGCUAGUUGUUUAGACCACGGCAGAAGUAGGAAGCUCAUCUUUAUGAUUUCCCAUGAUUGCAAGCAUGUUUCAUGGGUUUAGUUUACCCAACUUCCAGGGGUUCGAUUUUUGACAUUGUAUAAAGUCGAAAUAGAUUUCGGCCUUCCUACGUUCGAGCGAGUUUGAGUGUUAAAAAGUCGGAAUGAGAUUUUGGGAGUAAGUUCUGAGGUCGGUACUAACGAACCUCGAGCCCGAAGGUCGCUCGAGGAGGCGGCUCGAUAAUCCUAUCGAGCCCAUGACCGAAUCGAUUCGCAAGGCACUGCUUCUAGGUCGGAAAUGCGUGAUGCCCAUCUCGAAGGUCGAACUCGAUCCAAGACCGAAGGGCCCGACCCAGUAAUGAGUUCGAGCUAGUAUCGAGCUCACAGACAAGAGCCGUUGCAACCGCACCAAGAGAGAAUCUUGGCGGGAAUCAAAGAAGAGACAAGUUAUCAUGGGCUUUCCACUAUAUGUUUUAUUUUAUUGUUUUUUUGUAAUGAUCCUCUUCUAUAAAAGGGGGAGGAUUGCAAUAGACAAUGGGGGGCUCUGACAAAAAAAAGACAUCUCUUUGUGCUUGUUUGAUCUUAUUCAAUUUCUCUGUUCAUCA
This is a messenger RNA of Nicotiana tabacum (common tobacco), 4967 nucleotides long. RefSeq names its product pentatricopeptide repeat-containing protein At2g27610-like. NCBI's taxonomy places the organism in Eukaryota, Viridiplantae, Streptophyta, Magnoliopsida, Solanales, Solanaceae. The record is from RefSeq and is a predicted model, not a curated record. Gene Ontology annotation, biological process: RNA modification. Gene Ontology annotation, molecular function: protein binding; RNA binding.